AUGCAGCCAACACGACACCUCCUGAAGCGAUCCGUGUGGAAAGGACCUCACAUUGUCCCUCUCCCCAUCGUGCGCCCCGCCCCCGGACAGAAGGUUGUACCCAUCCGGACGCAGGCCCGUUCCGCCACAAUCCUGCCCAACUUUGUCGGCCUCAAGUUCCAGGUUUACAACGGCAAGGCGUACAUUGACGUGACGAUUACGGAAGACAUGGUCGGUCACAAGCUGGGAGAAUUCUCGCCCACGAGAAAGCCCUUCAUCUGGUCCAGAAUGUAA
Colletotrichum paranaense is the source of this 273-nucleotide messenger RNA. RefSeq names its product 37S ribosomal protein S19. Gene Ontology annotation, molecular function: RNA binding; structural constituent of ribosome. Gene Ontology annotation, cellular component: ribosome; cytosolic small ribosomal subunit; mitochondrial small ribosomal subunit. NCBI's taxonomy places the organism in Eukaryota, Fungi, Ascomycota, Sordariomycetes, Glomerellales, Glomerellaceae. Bases 1 to 273 code for a protein of 90 amino acids. The record is from RefSeq and is a predicted model, not a curated record. Gene Ontology annotation, biological process: ribosomal small subunit assembly; translation. The transcript is spliced from 4 exons.